Messenger RNA from Meriones unguiculatus (Mongolian gerbil), 5724 nucleotides. RefSeq names its product regulating synaptic membrane exocytosis 4 (gene Rims4). Lineage: Eukaryota; Metazoa; Chordata; Mammalia; Rodentia; Muridae. The transcript is spliced from 6 exons. The record is from RefSeq and is a predicted model, not a curated record. Gene Ontology annotation, biological process: regulation of synaptic plasticity; positive regulation of synaptic transmission; calcium ion-regulated exocytosis of neurotransmitter. The coding region runs from base 230 to 1039 and encodes 269 amino acids. Gene Ontology annotation, molecular function: transmembrane transporter binding; small GTPase binding. Gene Ontology annotation, cellular component: cytoskeleton of presynaptic active zone; presynaptic membrane.
CCGAGAGCACCGCGAGCACCGCGAGCACCGCGAGCACCGCGCGUCUCCGGCUCCACGCGCCGCCAGGGUCCGGCCCUCUGCGACCCGCCGCCAGCCUCGCCGCCUGCCCGCGGAGCCCCGGGCCGCCGCCACCACGCCGCGCGCCGUACUCCGCGUCAAGAAUGGGGCGGCCAAGCUGCCCAAGCCGCCCGCCGCCGCCGCGGCCGAGGCUCCUGGCGCGGGCGCGGGCAUGGAGCGCUCGCAGAGCCGCCUCAGCCUGUCCGCCUCCUUCGAGGCGCUCGCCAUCUACUUCCCGUGCAUGAACUCCUUCGACGAUGAGGACGCAGCAGACAGCCGGAGGCUGAAGGGAGCCAUCCAGAGGAGCACAGAGACAGGACUAGCCGUGGAGAUGCCCAGCCGGACACUGCGCCAAGCCAGCCAUGAGUCCAUCGAGGACAGCAUGAACAGCUAUGGCUCGGAGGGCAACCUAAACUAUGGAGGAGUCUGCCUGGCCUCAGAUGCUCAGUUCAGUGACUUCCUGGGAAGCAUGGGGCCAGCACAGUUUGUGGGCCGCCAGACCCUGGCGACCACACCCAUGGGGGAUGUGGAGAUUGGCCUGCAGGAACGGAAUGGUCAGCUGGAGGUGGACAUCAUCCAGGCUCGGGGACUGACGGCCAAGCCAGGCUCCAAGUCACUGCCAGCUGCCUACAUCAAGGCCUACCUGCUGGAGAAUGGUGUCUGCAUUGCCAAGAAGAAGACCAAAGUGGCCCGAAAGUCACUGGACCCGCUGUACAACCAGGUGCUUCUGUUUCCUGAGAGUCCCCAGGGCAAAGUCCUGCAGGUGAUUGUAUGGGGAAACUAUGGUCGGAUGGAGCGGAAGCAGUUCAUGGGUGUGGCCCGAGUGCUGCUGGAGGAACUGGACUUGACCACGCUGGCUGUGGGCUGGUACAAGCUCUUCCCCACCUCCUCCAUGGUGGACCCAGCCACAGGCCCCCUGCUCCGGCAGGCAUCCCAGCUGUCCCUCGAGAGCACCGUGGGGCCAUGUGGCGAGCGAUCUUAAUGCCAGAGAUGGGGAGGGGCUCCCCCCGAGAUGGCCUGGAGACCACCCAGCCCUGACCUGGGACCCCAGGCCCAGGGGCACAUUGGACAUUGGAGGAUGGGGUUCUUCCCCACAGUGGGGAAGCAGAAUGGGGAGACCUGCCCCCCUUGGGCCCCUCCUCACUCCUCCUUCACCUCCUACCCCUGAGACCUUCCCUCUCCCAGUGGGUUGGCUACACUUUUGACUUGGCCGGUUUUGACCUGGUGGGCGCAGCUAUAGCCAGAGAAAGACUGAGGUGGCAGAGCAAACCACUGUCCUGCCCUACCCCACCCCACUUAUCCCCCUUUUGCCUCCUUGGAUGCUCGCUGCCCAGAGCCAAGUCCAGAACCAAGCCGGCCAUCUCCAUGGUGCCAAUUACCAGCAAGUGUCUUUCCUGCGGCACCGGGUUCAGGCAGCUACUCCUGCCCCAGAGCUGAUGGGGCAGUGUGCAAGGAUCCGGAGCCAGCUCCCGGGGGGCCUGAGCUCCCCAGUUGAAGGGGAGUGUGGGUCUCCCUCUGCCUGCCCGUGGAAGGAGCUUUGCCGCAGCCUGUCUGAGUCCACCCAUCCAUCCCCUCCUGCCCCUCUGCCUGCCUGCCCCUCUGCCAUGAGCUCUAGGAAUUGGGGGCCAGCAGAGAUCCAAGGAAAGGAGGAGGCACCUGAGACCUGGCAUAGAUCCCCAGGGGUCCUUGCAGCAAGCUGGUCUGGAGCUCUUGGUGGACUGGAAAGGGCGUUGUCAUCUGUGAUAUGGUAGAGGACUGUGGGGACCUGAGUUUCCAGAGCCCUGCACACACAGAGCAACUUUCACAUGUGGGGGGUAGUGGGAGUGGAGCUCUGAAGAAAGCUUGGAUUAAGUCUAGCGGUACCAAGGUAAGGGUUUCCCAAACAGGAGAACCCCUCCUUGUUGGAUGAGAUCAAAGGUCAUCUUGUUAAUCCCUCGGCCUCUGGGCCAGGGGUCCUGGGGAGGCAUUAGAGCCCCUCCCAUUUUAGUCUUUUUAAAUAAACCAUCCUGUAUGAAGGGCAGAAGCCACUGCCCAGCCUCAUCACUUUGGCUCAAGGAGAGAUGGCGGUACAAGUGGAGGCCUGCAGAGCCGUGAGUGUAAGAAUUAGAGGCUCCAAUGAGGCCUGGGUAGCUGCCUUCCUGUGGCCCUCCCUUGGGCCUGCAGGAGCCCUUUUGCAUGCGAGGGAGGACACUGGCCCCUAUAGAAGCACAUUUCCGUCACCCCUCCUGGGAGGCACCCAGCAGCCCUUCACUCCUCUUCACUUAAUCCCUGCUGUGUAGGGCGUAGUCCAGGUCAUCUGGGUAGUUAGCGUUCACGCCUGAGGCCUGUUAGCGCAGAUGUAGUCUUAUUUGCAAGCCCCAGGCUGGGGGGUAUAGGGGAGACCCCAGUACAUUCCAGAAGAUUACAGACUCUCUCUCUAGCCUGGGCUGGAUGGGCUGCCAGGCUCCCCAAAGGCCAGCCCUUCCAUCUUCUCUUCCUUGCCUUCUCUCCUCCCUUAUAGGGCUAUAGCCCAAACUGUCCAUUGUACUCAGCAUUCUGGGGUAAUACCCUUGGCAUUGAUUAUUUUUUUUAAAGGAUGCACUCCUAGGAUUGCUGGGCCUUGCAGAGGGGCCUGGACUACACUAGAGGGUGUCAUUUUCCACCAAGGAUGCCAGGGCUCUGUUGAAUGCCAACCUUGUUCCUGGUUCUACCAGGGAUCCCUUCCGCUUGAGAAUGCUCCCCAUUCCCAGCCUGGCUGAGCCCUGAGUGCCCUUCAGGGUUCUCAUCCAGGUCUGGCAGCUCCACACACAGCUGUUGGCACUACACAGGGAAGGAGCUGUGGACAGGCCCUUCCAACUGGUCUUCAGAGUGGCCUCGGGACUGUGGAGGGGCAAGCCUCCUGGACAAUGGGGCAGGGCUCUGGAGGAGCUCCCAUUUGAGGCUCACAACUAGCCAUCACCCUUUUUUCCCCCCCGACUGGUAUGAUAUCUCUGCUAUUAGGUUAUUACUCACCAUUUGGAAUAUUUUGAGCCAAGAGGGUACCUUCCCUCCCAGGCUGUCACUGCUAUGGUUGUUCAGGGUGAGACAGAGCCUGGCUGUCAUAACCAGAGGGGAGGGGCUCAGCUCUGGUUUGUCUGGGAGAGAGAGAGAGAGAGAGAGAGAGAGAGAGAGAGAGAGAGAGAGAGAAAGAGGGAGAGAGAGAGAACAUGAUAGCAUGAAGGAGCACUUGGCUCCAAAGCAAUAACAACAGCGUGGGGGUGGUCAGUGAGGCCCCCUCCGUGAUUUUCUUGUCUGUUCUGUGAAAUCUCGCUCACCUCCUGGAGGGGUAGAGUCAGGGGCUGGAGCCCCAUUUCUCUGUAUCAUUGUUAGCGUGUGCCCCACUUCCAAGGGGCUGUGACCACUGGGUGUGGGAGCCAUAUCCGUCCUCACCAAAGGACUGGACAGUGCUUGGGGAGGGGGAGCACUUUUCAUCAUUAGCUCUGGGGACCACCAAGCCCAGCCUGCUCCCACUGCUGACAGACCCUCUGUCAACUCAGACUCUACCGUGUGGAGAGUAGGGAGGGGAGAGUUGGGGGGCCUUUCUGGUGCUGUCUCUAGGGAUGUUUCUUUUUACCCCCCCACUUUGGACAGAGGUCAUGUAUAGGGCUGCCAUGUAAAGGGGCAUCUCCAUUUUUCUUACCCAGAAUGCUUCUGCAUUCUGAAGGGAAGGGCCUUUGGAUAUUUAGUCCAUUUGCAUUUUAGAAGGAAAGAAAGAAAGAAAGAAAGGAAGGAAGGAAGGAAAGAAAAGAAAGAAAGAAAGAAAGAAAGAAAGAGGAAGGAAGGAAAAGAAAGAAAGAAAGAAAGAAAGAAAGAAAGAAAGGAAGAAAGGAAGGAAAAGAAAGAAAGAAAGAAAGAAAGAAAGAAAGAAAGGAAGGAAGGAAGGAAAAGAAAGAAAGAAAGAAAGAAGGAAGGAAAAGAAAGAAAGAAAGAAAGAAAGAAAGAAAGGAAGGAAAAGAAAGAAAGAAGGAAGGAAGGAAGGAAAAGAAAGAAAGAAAGAAAGAAAGAGAAAGGAAGGAAGGAAGGAAAAGAAAGAAAGAAAGAAAGAAAGAAAGGAAGGAAGGAAGGAAGGAAGGAAAAGAAAGAAAGAAAGAAAGAAAGAAAGGAAGGAAGGAAGGAAGGAAGGAAGGAAAAGAAAGAAAGAAAGAAAGGAAGGAAGGAAGGAAAAGAAAGAAAGAAAGAAAGAGAAAGGAAGGAAGGAAGGAAGGAAGGAAGGAAGGAAGGAAGGAAGGAAGAUACCAAGGCCCUGUCGGAGAAGACCCAUCUGGGGUCAUUGGUGUGCCCAGUGCCCUUUCCACCUAGGUCCUCCCUUUCAUGUCUCAUGCUGAGCUGGAGCCAGGGCAGGAUGAAGGGGGACCACCACUUCUCAUCCCUUCUGCUUCUUUUCUUUGGAGCCUCCUGGUGGCUCCAAAUUAUGGCAGGACAAACUGGAGCCCAUCUGAGAGGUUCAGAAACCCAGGCCACAGCAGGAAGUGUUUUGGGUUAAGGCCUGUCAGCAGCAAUAUGCUUUGGGGGACAGGCUGGGAGCUGCAGCAGAGAGACCACCGCUCAUCACCAUCAUCAUUUCUGGCUUCUAAGCACAGGUGGCACUGCCCUGCUUGACUUUCUCUCUUCCUGCUCAUGCCUUUUCUGGGCUUUGGUUGGGAGAAAGGGAGUGGGGUGGUGCCGGGUUGGCUGGGAUCUCCUGGGCGGUCGGUCAGUCUCCCCAGUGAUCUUGAGCUGAAGGACUUGCUCGUGGCCUUUUGUUCUGGGUCAUUACCUCUCCCUGGGAGUGGGUGAAAGAGACAAGCUCCCUUUUGGGCUCGUAGAGUUGGGGCUCAGGGAAGUCCUCUCUAACUUUCAGGUGCGAUAGCACCACUCUCCAUAGCGCUUCCCACAAGCCGCCCCCCCCACUGUGCUUGUACUCUGACCCCCACAAGAGCUCCGAAUAGCAACUGAAGGGAGGCUUGUAUAGUCAGUCCCAUUUUCAGAAGGGAAAGGAGGAGGUCCCGAGAGGGUGGUGCUUGCCGAAGUUCUGGCUCUGACAGCAGCAGCUCCACUGGUCCACGGCACAGGCAUGUAAGCACAUAGUUGAGGUAGUUAUUCUGUUUCCAAGCGAUUCACCAUUGGGUUCGUUAAGGCAGGAGCCUCUUGAGAAACAACACGGGGGCCCCACUGUCCCAAGGCAGAGCUGUUGCGCCAGGCAAGGUCACCUGCAUUUAUUUAUUGAGCAACAGCGCCACACCAGGCCCAAAGCCUUGGACCCCCUUCCUGUCCCUGCAAUGGCUCUCUUGGCCCUCCAAAAAGGCCUGUGUGUGCAGAACAGGGCAGAGGAUUUCUACAAGCUUACAUGGCAAGCCCCAAGGGUUUUUCAUUUCAGCAAGAGAGCCCGUGCGGGCUGGGUACAGGCUGGAAGCAAACAUUGGUCUGACCUCUGAGCCCUUUGUGCCCUCCUGCAAGGUGGCAGGUGGCAGGAAGGUGGGACCCCAGAGUUCUCGGAAUGGGAGCCUCCCCCCAUCUACCCACCUUUCCCUGCGUCCUCUCGGGGAACAGGAACAGCCUGGUCCUUCAGGGAGGGAUGGAUUUGGGGGCCUCUGAGUUGGAGUGGGUCAUAUUGCAUUGUGUUCAUGACCACAUAGCUCAUGUUGGAAAUUAAAGUUUUUGGCUUUUUUA